AUAAUAAUAAGCUGGAGCAAGGUACUCUCUUAGUUGCGAUCUUCUCUUUGCUGAUACAACAUCAAGCUAGUGUACUGAGAUGGAUAAUGUGUUUGGUGUGGAGAACAAGUCUUCAGAUUCGAGCGUUCAAUUCAUUAUAGAUAGACAUUUUAAUCAAUUAAGUGAAUACCAUUCUGUUCCUUUAGAAAAAAUGAGAUAUCAAUAUAAAUUAAGUGAACUCUUGGACACGCACCUAGAUAUAUUGGCACAGUUAGCAGAAAAAGGAUGGACAAAUCUACAAUAUUUAACUUUUGUGAGAGACUAUGAAAAAUUAGGAGUUUGGCAUAGUGAUAACUAUAAUCAUAUUCUUGUUUGUGAUUUAUACGGAUCAUCAUAUGAUAAAUUCUGGGCCGAUGGUGACUUCGCCGAUUCGUGGAGAUGUCCGUGUGGGCAUCUUAAAGACUCUAUCGAUAAAAUUAAAAAAGUUAUAAUAGAAAACAACGCUCAUUUAACAGAAGAACAAUUAAAUCAAGUUAUCUGGAAUUUUUUUCGAGAUUCUGCAGAUGAGACAGGUUUAGAACAGGAUUGACAAAGAAAGAUCAAAACCAAGUAUGUGUACAAUAUUGUAAAUAAAUGAAAUGCAACAACUUUGCUACAGUUAAAAUAUUAAAAUGACAUAUUGAUGAUAGAAAACGCUGACAAGAUUCAUGUUUGAAAAAUGAGAUGCUCUUACUUUGAUGUUGAAGGAUCUAACAUUGAUUUGAAUUAAAAUUAGAAUCAUGGGUUUUAUUGGAGAUUUCUAGCAAUGUCUCAUGCUAAGUUCUAGACGAGAUUUUUUUUUUUCGUCUUCUAACACAUGGAUGCUUUUCGAAAAAUGAUCGUGUGUGGCAUACUUACAAUCUGAUAACGAUCUGGGAGCACGUGUUGUUGUUGGGGAGAAAUUCGAAUUUUUUUUCGCCUUGUGCCACGCUCUCGCUCGCACGUGUCUGGAACAGAGAGAGAAACGAAUGCUAUAUAAACACGUGCGAUGAGAGGAAAAUCACCAUUUACAUCAGAGACACAGAGACUUCACAUACGAGAUGAGUUCGCCGUCGUUUAUCCUCCCGGAUAGCCCGCCUCCGCAGCAUGUCCUAAACUACUGGCAGCGCAAAGCUGCCGAGAGCUGCGCCAGCUCUUCUGCUGCGGCCGCCUCAGCUCCUGCCUCCACUGCACCCGCUCCACACCGUUCGACAUCGCCAGGGGGCGAGAUGGUGAUUGGAGACAGCCCCAUCCAACGCCUGCGUCCGCCAGCUACGUGGGCUCCGCGCCGUGCUGUGUUGACGACGCUGUCGAACAAUAUUAGGGAGAGGCAAGCGAAGAGGAAACUCGACUUCGAGGAGGGCGAAGUGAGCGGUGAAGAGGAUAGCGUGCUCCCUCAAUCAAAGAAACGUAUGCCGGAUGAGGACUCCUCCCUCGUGCCCUUGAUAAAGGAGGCUGAAAUGGGGUUUGUCGAACUCAUCAACAAACCAGUGGCCAAGCCGUGGGUCCCCUUACGCGAGUUGGAGGAGGACCAGCCCUACCGAAUCGUGUGCGCGAGGGAGCACACGAACCAACAUGGUCGCCGCAUAAUUUUGAAAAUCAUCAAUGCAGGAAGCAAAUGUGAGGUGUAUCUACCUCAAAGAUUUGCUUCCUGCAUUGAUGCAGCAAAAAUUCGUGAAUUUAAUGUAUCAUGUAAAAAUUAUGUUUUAGUAGUUACGCAUAAGUGCCCAAAUUGGACAGAUAUAAAAAUUGUUAAAGCAUAACAAUUUUUAUAUCUGUAUACAAUUUGGACACUUGUGUGUAACGAAUUGUAUAUAUAUGUAUGUGACUAGAUGAAUAGUUCAAUAAAAUGAGUGUAUAUUUGAUAAAAA
Nilaparvata lugens (brown planthopper) is the source of this 1868-nucleotide messenger RNA. RefSeq lists its product as uncharacterized. The transcript has 2 exons. The record is from RefSeq and is a predicted model, not a curated record. Bases 1059 to 1760 code for a protein of 233 amino acids. NCBI's taxonomy places the organism in Eukaryota, Metazoa, Arthropoda, Insecta, Hemiptera, Delphacidae.